GAUUAGGAUCAUGUGGGCCCACUCCUCCUACUUCAUAGAGGCUUAAAAACAAGAGUUGGGUACACACCCUUAACCAGGGGUGAGGAACACUGCAGUCCAGAGGAUAACCGGCUUGCUGACAGAGUGCAGGAAAUAUUUGUGACUCAGUGGUCAUGUUGAGUGUCGUGAUCUUCUGCUGGUUGAGUCUCAGCGCCGUCCGGGUGGCAUCAGGUCUCGUCCGCACUAACCGCAUGGAAGUCUCGCAUCCGAGCCUGAGGAGGACAGAUACCUCGUUUUUCCCUGACAUCGCCGUGCAAGAUUCAGGUCCCGCAGUGGACGCAGUACAACUUCGAAUCGAUUCAGUCGAGGAACAGCUGAUGGUGGAUCCUGCUUCCUACGAUGAGUUUCCACAGGACAUGGCAGACGCAGUACAGCUCCAGAGGAGAGGCACACGUUCACCAGGCCGCUGUAUCCCACACCAACAGUCAUGCCUGGGCCACCAGCUGCCCUGCUGCGAUUCAUGCGAUACAUGCUACUGCCGCUUUUUCAAAGCCUUCUGUUACUGCCGCAGCAUGGACCACACCUGCAAACACAGACGCGCCUAGCACCCGCAGCACCGCCCCUGCAGCAGGUUGGGUUAAAGAUGAUACACGAGAGUGAAAAUAAAACCUUAAACCAAUGCACAUUUAUCAGUAUGCACAAGAAUCCAUGAUGGUACUGCUUUACAUUAAAGUGCCCUGAACUAACCAUAAACAAACCAUAAACUCAACACUCUCAUAUUAUUAUGAACCAGCGUGUGCACCUACACACCCAAAGUUAUUAAUUAUAAAUUAUUAAUUACCAGGUGAUAACCAACAUUUAGACAGCCAGUUGCAUUCGUUUGUACAUUAUGUUAAUUAGUUCGUUCGUUAGUGUUCAUUAAAGUGAAUGAUUUAUUAUAAUGUAAAAGAAACCAUGAUAUGAAUCGUAACAUUCAUGAUAAAAAUUCAUUCAUUCAUUCUGCAAAGAGUCCUGCAAAGACAUUAUUUUUUUCUUCACACUUAAUUAGUCUCGCCAAUCGUUUAUUAUUGUGUUUACUGUUGCAGAGAUACAAAUUUAUAAAACCUCACAGGCAUAAACUCAGAGCAGACAACAAUGACCGUGUAUUGUUGUAAUUGUUUAUACGUGUACAAAUAUAUGCGAAAAAUGGUGUUGUUUUUUUUAUUUUAUUGAAACUAUAGCAAACCGGUAUGCAGAAAUGUGUUAUAUUAUUUAUAGUGUUAUAAAACCUAUGGAAUUGUGUGUCAUUAAUAAAUAAUAGGCAAAGCA
Messenger RNA from Hemibagrus wyckioides, 1287 nucleotides. It is a transcript of the gene agrp, whose product is annotated as agouti related neuropeptide. The record is from RefSeq and is a predicted model, not a curated record. The coding region runs from base 153 to 584 and encodes 143 amino acids. Lineage: Eukaryota; Metazoa; Chordata; Actinopteri; Siluriformes; Bagridae. Gene Ontology annotation, biological process: neuropeptide signaling pathway; adult feeding behavior; hormone-mediated signaling pathway. Gene Ontology annotation, molecular function: neuropeptide hormone activity; type 1 melanocortin receptor binding. The transcript is spliced from 4 exons. Gene Ontology annotation, cellular component: extracellular region.